Messenger RNA from Chelonoidis abingdonii (Abingdon island giant tortoise), 880 nucleotides. The record is from RefSeq and is a predicted model, not a curated record. Lineage: Eukaryota; Metazoa; Chordata; Testudines; Testudinidae.
GAGCCCCCUCUUUUUUUCUCCCACCAGCCAUGUCCAUCCAGAAGAUCUACGCCCGCGAGAUCCUGGACUCCCGUGGGAACCCCACGGUCGAGGUGGAUCUGCACACGACCAAGGGUUGUUUCCGGGCCGCCGUCCCCAGUGGUGCCUCCACUGGUAUCUAUGAGGCUCUGGAGCUGCGGGACGGUGACAAGUCCCGAUACCUGGGCAAAGGUGAGGGGCCGUCGGGGGAGGGGGUGACACUAGCCGGGGGUGGGAACAUUUAUCCCUCCCUCCCCAGAGACGACGCCCUCCAUCCACAGCCGGGCCUGGGCUCGGUCAAAGUGCUGCCGCUUGCUGGACAAAUGCCCAGAGUACCCAGGGACCCCUCACCCGGCACUGAGAUGCGCCCAGCUCUGGGGCAGAGCACUGCACCUGUGUCUCUAGGGCUGAGCCGUGGCGUGUUCUCCUCCCUAGCACUGGAGCUGCUGAAGUCGGCCAUCGAGAAGGCCGGGUACCCCGACAAGGUGGUGAUCGGGAUGGACGUCGCCGCCUCCGAGUUCUUCCGCAGCGGGAAAUACGACUUGGACUUCAAAUCCCCCGACGACCCCGCGCGCUACAUCAGUGGGGAGAAACUGGGCGAGCUCUACCAGAGCUUCAUCAAGAACUACCCCGUGGUGUCCAUCGAGGACCCCUUCGACCAGGACGACUGGGAGACCUGGCAGAAGUUCCUGACCCAGGUGCCCAUCCAGAUUGUGGGAGACGACCUGACGGUGACGAACCCCAAGCGCAUCCAGAAGGCCGUGGAGCUGAAAGCCUGCAACUGCCUCCUGCUCAAAGUCAACCAGAUCGGCUCCGUCACCGAGUCCAUCCAGGCGUAAGCCCCCCCCGCCCAGAUCAAACC